CUCAACAAAGAUAUGAGUGUGCAAGUGUGGUUGUCUCCUCAAGCUAUCCACUUCUCUCUCGAUCGCAGCACGAACCUACUGCGCUUCACUCGUAGUGUGUGUGUGCUAGUCGUGUGUCGCACAACCUUCGUUCCAAGAACCAAAGAUUCCAGUUCGCAACCAAAGUUCUUCAUCCCGGCCCCAGCCAAUUCAAUCGAUCCAUGGAGGGGAGCAGCAAUAGCCCGGACCCGGACAGGCAGUCGUCGGGCGGCAGCCCGGAGGAGCGCAGCAGCGGCAGCGGGGGCCGGGGGACCGGGGAGCCGGUGCGGUCGCGGUGGACGCCGAAGCCGGAGCAGAUACUGAUCCUCGAGUCCAUCUUCAACAGCGGCAUGGUCAACCCGCCCAAGGACGAGACCGUCCGCAUCCGCAAGCUGCUAGAGCGCUUCGGCGCCGUCGGCGACGCCAACGUCUUCUACUGGUUCCAGAACCGCCGCUCCCGCUCGCGCCGCCGCCAGCGCCAGAUGCAGGCCGCCGCCGCGGCAGCGGCAGCAGCCGCCUCCUCUGCGGCCAACAGCUCUCCCGUGACAAGCGCCAGCGUCGGCCUUCCGUCCGGCGCCGUCCAUCCCUUGGCCAUGGUCGGGAGCGCCUGCCAGUAUGAGCAGCAGGCGAGCUCCUCCUCGUCGUCGGGAAGCACCGGAGGCUCGUCGUUGGGGCUGCUCGCCCUCGGCGCGGGGGUGCCCGGCACCGGCGGUGGGUACUUCCAGGCGUCGUGCGGCGCUUCGUCGCCGCUGGCGUCCGGGCUGAUGGGGGACGUGGACAGCAGCGGCGGCAGCGACGAUCUCUUCGCCAUCUCGCGGCAGAUGGGGUUCGUGGAGAGCCCCAUCGCCUCGUCCUCGGUUGCGCCGAACAUCACCGCGCACCAGCAGCAGUAUUACUCAUGCCAAUUGCCUGCAGCGACGAUCACGGUGUUCAUCAAUGGAGUCUCAAUGGAGGUUCCGAGGGGUCCAAUAGACUUGCGAGCCAUGUUCGGCCAGGAUGUGAUGCUCGUCCACUCUACCGGGGCUCUCCUCCCAGUCAACGACUAUGGAAUUCUAACGCAGAGCCUGCUAAUGGGUGAAAGCUAUUUCUUGGUCACAAGGCCAACUUAGAACUACCCAUAGCUAGAUUACACGAGUCUCCACUCAUCAAUAGUCAAUACUCACAUUGGAUCAGAUGGGAUGCAGUUCAAUCAUGGAAGGAUGCUUGCAUGCAAAUGAUAUAUCCAUCGUCCAUCGAGAAGAGAGAAGCUAAGCUAGCACCAGCAAGCAAUAUAUUUAUGUAUUGCACCAUCAAGAAGUACUUAUAGGCCCUUAAAAUUUACGAAAGCGUGGGCGGUCGAGUUGCUCAAUUAGAUUACAAAUUACAAUAUGCUUCUCCCAUCAUUUUCAUUACAAGGAUAUGCGUGUGCAUAUGCAUGCAUCCCCUGACAGUCGAGCUCUAUAUCCUUUUGAGCUAGACAGAUGCACGUUUGUAAUGGUUUAUAUAUAAUGGUGACAUAAUGCUAUAUAUGUCAGCCAAACGCGCUUGCAAUGUUAGUCCUUGAUCUAAGGCCAAAUAAAAUAUAUUCCUUGUAGCUUGAUAUGCGGAACAAUAUUUGAGUUGAGGAGGGCCGAAACUUUUAAUAAUUCCAGCAAAUUGU
This is a messenger RNA of Phragmites australis (common reed), 1657 nucleotides long. RefSeq names its product WUSCHEL-related homeobox 6-like. The transcript is spliced from 3 exons. Gene Ontology annotation, biological process: adventitious root development. The coding region runs from base 201 to 1127 and encodes 308 amino acids. Lineage: Eukaryota; Viridiplantae; Streptophyta; Magnoliopsida; Poales; Poaceae. The record is from RefSeq and is a predicted model, not a curated record. Gene Ontology annotation, molecular function: DNA binding; DNA-binding transcription factor activity.